This is a messenger RNA of Soboliphyme baturini, 1944 nucleotides long. The record is from the annotation of a GenBank genome assembly. NCBI's taxonomy places the organism in Eukaryota, Metazoa, Nematoda, Enoplea, Dioctophymatida, Soboliphymatidae.
AUGUACUUGGGCGGAGCGCAAGCUGCGGACCCUAAUAAUGGAAAUCUGGCCGGACUGCUGCGUCGCAUUACGGCAGGGGAGAAGGAGCAGCGGUUCCAGGCAUGCACGGAACUCAGGCGCGCGAUCCUGGACCUGAGUGAUGCCAAGAUACUCAGCUGCAGUCCACUGGCAAUCCUACGGCAGUUGGAUGAACAGUUUUACCUGAGACUCAACAGCGAGGUCAAGAAAGAAAUCGCAAAAUGUAUAAGUGCCCUUGGAUUUCGAAUGGGCGUCCGCUGUGCAGAGGUUUCGCUGGGUCCACAAAGCAACUACAAAGCGGAUGAGCGAAUUCACAUGGUUUCUCAACAGUCUGGCGUAGGGCGUAUACCUGGUCGGAUGUGCUUCGCCGGUUGGGAAGUGAGAAAGAGUAGCUGCUCCGUUGCUGACUGUGACAUUCGUCGCCUUUUUUUCGACGUGGUCGUGCUGCUGCGCCUCCUGCUGCCAGAAUGCGAGAAGCAGUUUCUCGUCACCGAUUUUUUGCAUCGUGCCUCAGUUCUCCUUGGUAACCCAGGCGACGACGGAGCCGAUGUAACGUUGAAUCACGGCACUGCCAUGAGUAGUAGUUAUCUAAGUUUUACGGGAGAUCUCGCCACUUUCCGUAACCCUCCUUCCUUCUCAUCCAGGCUUGUCACCGUCAACGGCAGAGUUCAGAUGACGAAAUGCUGUCCAAAAUACACCGGCGUAGUCCUGCGGUACAUCGUGAAGUGCAAGAAAGUGGUGGAGAAGAUUUUGAUGUUAAUUGCACCGUGGCGUCGGUACAUUUCUUGGCUGUUCGAAAACUAUGAUAAUUGUACGAACAACGACAUCAGAGCUCUGUAUAUGCAAGCCCUGACCAUGAGUUACAACUACGACAGAAGCGCCGGUCAUUUCGAGAAAGUAACGCCGGACGUUGUUGAUAUUGUGAUCGGUUGGUACUUGGAUACCUCACUCGAAAAAGAGUACACAGCGAGUUAUGAAAAUGCACUGAUGAAACUGCAGUAUUUCUGGCUAAACGACAUGCAGUUUACAUUAAUGCUUCUGUCACAAUUUUUGGAAGACGCAGAAGCUUACGUGGAGGAUUUGAUGGGAAAUUUAGCGAACAGACGGUUUGACCAGCUGAAGCCGGAAUAUGUUAUUAAGACUGCGAGUUUAAUUAAGGCUUUCAAAACCAUUUUGUCGGCCAUCGCUGAAUGCAUCGCCGUGACUCCGGAAAAUUUUGCUUAUGUGGCAUUUGUUAACGAUGCCGUAUCAAAGAUUAAUUACUGCAUUCGGCAUUGCCUGAAGAUACGAAUACCGAUGGCGUCGCGGGUAUUAAACGCAAGCAUUAGCGCACUGCAGACCUUGUUCGAUUUGUGUCGCUUAAGUCCGGACAUGAUUACACCUGCCUUAAUCGACAUUGGAUGCAUCGUUGGUAAAGAUCCUUCCGACAUCGACACUGAAAAUUUGUGUUCCCUUGUGUCACUUUUGAAGAAGGUAUCGCUAAAAACUUCUCCAGAUAUCAUGGUUGGUUACGUCCGCUGUUUAAUCGGCAUAAGCGGAGUUUACUACAAUUUGCGAUUUCACAACAAUCAGCGAGUAUGUUCGUACUUUUCGAUCGAACAUGAUUCAUUAUUCGAUGGCUUGCAGGUUUCAGCUGAAGUUUUGGAUGCAUACAAAGGCCUUUUGGUUCCGAGAGGAGUCAAGUACUUGCAAGAAGCAUACAGGUAUAUAACGGGCGAGAUGUUCUGCUGUCUUAGGGUGAUGCGCUGUCAUAGCAGUGACCAGGAUGACGUUACUUCACAUUUCGGUGUCGACGAUGCAUUAUGGCCUGACGAAAAGCUGAAAUAUUCGUUGUCGUUUGCAGAAACGGUGAUGUCUUACCUGCUUGUAACCUUGACCGAAAUUGCAACAGCGAAAAAUUCAGUUAUCGGCGUAAGCUGUACUUGA